Molecule: messenger RNA, 2034 nt
Organism: Alternaria ventricosa
Lineage: Eukaryota; Fungi; Ascomycota; Dothideomycetes; Pleosporales; Pleosporaceae
Exons: 2
Coding region: 1-2034 (677 amino acids)
Source: RefSeq, a predicted model, not a curated record
AUGUCAGACUCACCAAGAACUCCAGAUGCACUCAACAAAGUACGCCUUGAUAAUCCUCGAUUAGAGAUCCCUCGCCCUAUGUUCCAACGCGAGACUACCGCCGUUGAUCCCUCGGAAUGGCAAGCUUACACACCGAAGACUUCGCACGGGUUUAUAGCCAUGCAUACCUCCACACCCGAGGACAUGCAAGAGAACAGGGGUAAUGGAAAGCCUGUACAGGUUAACGAUUACUUCUCAGUGCCAAAGCAAAAGCAUAACCCUAUCCUUUCUCCUAACCCUGCGCCAUACGAACCGCAUGGUUUCCUACCACUAUGUUCUGUUGCCGCCGUCGAAGUAGACGCGACCGAUUACUUCCGGCUCUCAGACAGGACUAUUGAAACUGAUACCGGAGGUGCAAGCUGCGCUGCUCCCGGUAUGGCGAAGGGCGUCAGGUGUGAAAAUGCUCCGCAAAUCGAAGGUCACGUGCAGACGAGCCGGCGCUCGCUCGGCGAGGUUGCGCAUCCAUCAGGAAAGCAAAAUAAUGAGCGCGACGUCGUGCCGAACUCAGAAGAAGAACCGGAUAUCGAAGAGGAGUCCGAGAUGAAAUUGCGCGGUGGCAGUGGCGAGGAACUUUGCGACGGAGACAAAGAGACGACCAAUCGUUCACCUGCAGGCGAUGUGCCUGGCCUGGAAGACGAAGCUAACCCACUGAUCGCUUCAUCGCGCACCGACGUAGCCCAAAAAGAUCAUACCGAAGAACGGAAUCGUAUUCCGGCGGCGCUCAAUAGAGCGCUCGAACAGAUGUUACGAGAAGUCGCAACCGUUUGUAAUAUGGCAUUAGACAUGCACGUGGCUAGCAACGAUCCUACCAGCACAGAACCCACGCUCGACAACACAGCGGGACGUGACGACGCCGAAACGACAUCACAGCAGCCAACAGAUCGAUCUGAUGCUUCUGGGAGCGCUCACGAGCCAGUAUCCACAGAGAUGAGCGGUGCAAACAUGGACGAGACCACUCUUCCAGGAACCGAGAAACCAUCUCCAGUAAUCCGACGAAAACUCAGAAAGACCUGGAAGAGACUGGCGCCGCUCGAAGGUCACACUGGAAGACUCUUUGACACGAUGCAGCAUACAGACAAUCGAACACUCAUCGCAUUGAAGUCCGGGUUCACAGUCGACAUCGUGAAUGCCGACACCAAGAAAACAUACGUCCGCAACGUUCCGCUUCGCAUGCUAUGGCAUUUCUGCGGCGCCUCGGUCCUCGAUCGCUUCAUAGCAGACCGGGACGGGCGCCCAGACCUGUUGAAGAUACCCGUGGAAGAAGCCGAGAAAUCUGGAGUCGCAAGAGUAAUGCGAUACAUGCGUCGCGCGUGCAAAGCAGCCAGCGUACGGCCCACAGGUGAGCUGCGCGUACCACCCAGUCUGGCCGACGGUAUCGAGACCAUCCGCGCAUGCCGUGUGUUCGGGCUGCACGCAGAUGCCGACCGGCUCGAAGAUGUGAUGAUCGAUGAGUGGAUAGGCAACGAAGCUUGGUAUAUGACCGACGAGCAUGUCGAGCUGAUCUGGGAUGGGUAUUACGGUAGUCUUCGCGACACCGUUUUCGGGGAUGUGAUAGUCUGGUUUGUAUUAACAGAAGUGCAGGAUAAGUCGCAUCCUCUCGCUGAGGAGAUACGGUGGAUGCUGGAGCAAGACGAGUACGAGACCUUGAAGGCAAGGGUUACGGAGGAGGUGCAAAGGAAGAUAUGGAGACUGGAGGAUCAUGACCAGUUCUUGGGGAGAUGUAGUUGGGAGAGGGCGGAGCGGAUGCGCAAGGAGGAGGAGCGUACUGAUCUUCGUGCGCGAGUUCAUCAUCAACGACCACUCCUCAUGUCCGACACCGAGGAAACCACUUUCUAUCAUGGAACCAGCGCGAAAGCUCUUGGCAUCGAGAUGAUGCAGGGGGGUUUGUGGGAUGGCGGAGGCAUAGGAGUCCUUCUAGACGUUCCAGUCCAAUCUCCCGAGCUGCCGAGGGCUGGAGCUGACACCCCUGUUCCGCCUUCGCUUGGUCGGUAUUGA